Messenger RNA from Closterium sp. Yama58-4, 1296 nucleotides. NCBI's taxonomy places the organism in Eukaryota, Viridiplantae, Streptophyta, Zygnematophyceae, Desmidiales, Closteriaceae. The record is from the annotation of a GenBank genome assembly.
AUGCCCAUUGGUCACACGGCACUGCCCCGCGCCUGGAGCAAGCACACGCAGGCCAAGGCGUCCAAGGGCGAGGGGAAGACAGGUGAACAGGGAGCGACAGCAGCGGAAGGGGGGAAACAAGGUGGGAAGAAGGCCGGGGAUGGAGGGGACGGGGGGGAGGGUGGGGCAGGAGCGGAGGGAGUGGGAGGGGAGAAAGAGAAGAAGAUGGCAGGGAGGGUGGUGGGAGGGGUGGCUGUGAAGCAAGCAGCGCAGGAGGAUGAAGGGUUUAGGGAAUUUUUAGAGGUGAUGGAGCGAGGGGGGAAGAAGAAGGUGUGGGCGAAUGAUACUGUGGAUGGGGAUGGGGGGAGGGGAGGCGGAGUGGGGAAGGGGAGGGGCGGUGGGAGUGUGAGUGGGGGAGUGGUGGAGGUGGGAAGGGGAGGGAGGAAGAGUGGGGAGGUGGAGGAAGGGGAGGAGAGUGAUGAUGAGUUGUAUGGGGAUGUGAUUGUAGAGGGGGAUGGGAGUGAGGAGGAAGGGGAAGAGAGGGGGGGCGCAGAUGGAGAGGAGGAGGAGGAGAGUGAGGGGGAGGAGGGAGAGGAGGGGGAGCAUGGGGAGGAAAUGGAGGAGGAGGAGGAGGGUUUGAGUAAUUUGGACUAUCUCAAGAAAAGGGUUGCUUCGAAUUGGAGUGAUGAUGACGAUGAUGACGACGAGGAGGAGGCAAAGGAGGGAAAGAAGGAGAAAGCGGGGGGGAGGGUGGGGAACGAGGAAGAGAGUGAGGGAGAGGAGGAGGACGGAGACGUGGAGGAAGGGGGAGAGGGGGAAGAAGAGGAAGGGGAGGUAGAGGAGGAAGGGGAGGAGAACGAGGAUGAAGAGGAAGAAGGGGAAGAAAGGGAGGAAGAAGAGGAGGAAGGGGAAGAAAGGGAAGAGGAAGAGGAAGGGGAAGAGGAAGGCGAUGGCGGCAACACGGAUGGUGUGGUGGAUGGGGGAGCAGCGGAGGAGGGAGGGGGGGCAGUGGUGGAUGGGGGAGCAGCGGAGGACGUGAGGGAGACGGGCCGGCUCUUCCUCCGCAACCUCUGCUACUCCGCCUCGUAUAGCCUUCCCCCCCUCUUCCUUGUAUUUCCCCCGUUUCCUCUACCCCUUCCCCCCCUCUCUCCCCUUCCCGUCGCUCCCCUGUUUGUACGCUUUUACGAAUACUCAAAAGCUUGUAAGACCCGCCCCUCCCCGUGCCCCGCACCCCCCUUCGUCCACUCCCCGCACACCUGCUUAUGCCCAUUCCAUCCUGCAGCGAGGACGACCUGCGUGCCCUCUGUUAGAAUCUAG